Molecule: messenger RNA, 2875 nt
Organism: Suillus subaureus
Lineage: Eukaryota; Fungi; Basidiomycota; Agaricomycetes; Boletales; Suillaceae
Product: P-loop containing nucleoside triphosphate hydrolase protein
Exons: 11
Coding region: 498-2516 (672 amino acids)
Biological process (GO): transmembrane transport
Molecular function (GO): ATPase-coupled transmembrane transporter activity; ATP binding; ATP hydrolysis activity
Source: RefSeq, a predicted model, not a curated record
GAGUCCAUGUUCAAUAUUCAAUUCUUGCCAGGUUUCAGUCCGCGGCCCAGGACCCACUAUUUUUUUUCAAUUUCUCACAUCCCGGGCUUAUCUAAUUGAUACCACAGCACAUCCAAUCUUCCGUCGUUAUAUCAGAUAGCGAUACUCUUACGAAAAUAUAGUUCGCAAGGUCGAUACUCAUUCUCGACUCUCCAACCAGAAGUUCAGAACGAGACGCAGGCGGAGGGCGCAAAAUGUUGACGCACCUUGCAUACAGAUAUCGAUGUGCUGCCGCUACUAGGCAUAAGUAAGAAAGACAUCGAGAAAAGUCUAUCCAUGAGAAUGCGUUCCCAUCCCAUUUUUAUAUUUCCAUUCCACCCGACAUUUACAGCCUCAUCUUUCUGACUUUGCAGUAUAGUAUUCGGGAUUCGCCUAGCGCCCUCCUCCUUAACCACUACAUAUAAUUCUCCAACCUACUUCUGUUCUCCCACCAGAAUCAGACAUCGGAAAAGAUACGAAUGGCAACAAGUUCAAGACAGUCAGACCUCCGCCCUGUCACGCACACUCGUAUCGGUAUAUGGGACCUCUAUGAGCAAUGUGGAAAAGAGUUACCACGCAGACCGGAUUCAUCAAUGCUGGGGACAUUUGUUCGGAUACGCGAUAAUAUGCCCUACGUGGUGCGCAUGUUCAAGGAAAUACUCAACAUCAGACGAGUUCGGAUGCUUCUUCCUGCAUUCUUGGUAGUGCAAGUCUUAGACUCCCUUAUACCUGCCGUUUCCCUGUGGUAUGAUGGACAAUUGCUCCGACUUGUGGAGACUGCGAUGGAGACACGUACUGUUGAUACAGCAGUGGUCAUUCAUGUGGCAGUAGGACGUGUUACAUGUGCAGUCGCGUCGCACCUUCUCCGACACAUCCAAAGCCGCAUCAGGAUCCCCGUAAACAUGUCUAUCAAACAAUUUUACGCUAGACACAUAUUCCAUUCGAUGGCCCGUCUCGACCUACCCACCUUUACUGACUCAGCUGUCCAGAAGCAGCUUGAUUUUGCGGCGCAACAUAGGGUUCUAGGCACAAGCCUUGCAUGGGAAGCUAUUCAGGGAUUGACGAACCUCGUGGCGACGGCCACUAGUAUGUUCUCUCAGCUUUUUGUUCUAUUUACAGUCGUGCGGAAGCAGCAGGAUGGUCCACUUCUUGUGAUUCUUGGCUUCUCGCAAUCUAUGUUGCGCUGGUAUGGGACUCGACCAUCGGUGCCCGGCUUCUUUGGUAUGGGGGUUUGGGCCGCGACCACGACCAAUAAAGACUAUAUUCGCAUGCAAGGUCUGAGGGUCCUUAGCGAUGCCCCUUCGCACCGCAAGGAGCUUGUCGCAGGCAACCUCGGCGAAUAUAUUACUUCACAAUUUUGCGAAUCCGCUCAGCGCCUCGGCGAAGAUGCGGGUGAGUUUGGAGAAAUGUAUGAAGCUCAUUCUAUCAGGAAACGUCUGAGCAUCGCGUCCAUCCUCCGUGCAACGAUGCACGAGCUGCCUCAGAUCGCCUUCAUGCUCAGCGCCGUGCGAAAGCCAAUGACGGUCCCCCUCUCUUUUGCGUCACUUGUGCUAAUUGAACAUGCAUCUAAUUCAUUUAUUUCGGCACACCUCUCGCCGUACAGAGUGCUCAGUCUUGCUCCAAUAUUUGCUGACCUUCGCAAUCUAUAUGAGUUCAAGAACGUGCAGAACAAAGUGGUUGAUGGCACGGAACCGUUCCCCGAGAAUCAGCAGUCCCUCAUUGAUAGUGGCAUUUCUAUCGAAUUCAGGAAUGUAUCGUUUCAGUACCCUGAUAAAGAGAGGUGUGCUCUCCGGAAUGUUUCGUUCAGGAUCGAGGCUAGUCAGCUUUGUGUAAUUGUCGGAGGGAACGGCUCUGGGAAAAGUACGAUUUUGAAACUCAUCUCCCGCAUUUACGACGCGACAGAGGGCACGAUUCUGAUCGAUAACCGCGACAUCAAAACCCUUAGACUUGCCGACCUCCGUGCUGCCAUGUCCAUCCUCUUCCAGGACUACACGCACUUUCCCCUCUCGAUACGCGAGAACAUUGGACUUGGCAACCCCGGCUUUGCGCAAGAUGAUGACAAGAUCCGCGAAGCCGCCAAGAUGGGCGGCGCUCGAGACUUUAUUGAGGAGCUCCCAGACGGAUUCAACACCUACAUUGAUAACCCCGUAAAAGACCGCUACGCGGGCCUUCCCGAAGGCCUCGCGAUUCCCGACGAUUGGCCCAUUGACUACUCUAGCGUGCGUAAUAUGGGGGGUCUCCGUACUUCCACUGUUUCGGGCCUCAGCGGUGGGCAAAAUCAGCGGCUUGCAGUUUCACGCACAUUCAUGCGCUCCUUGGUCACCGAUAAAAACUCUUCCGCUGGCAUGCUGUUAUUCGACGAGCCGAGCGCUUCCUUAGACCCUACAGCCGAAGAUGAUCUCUUCGAGAAUCUGCGAAAGUCGAGAGGCAACAAGACCAUGAUAUUCUCCACUCACCGGUUCGGGAAUCUCACCCGACACGCGGAUCUUAUUUUGUGAUUUUGAGGCUCUUCGAACACCAAUGCUUGUGCUGAUCAGUGGCAUAGGUACCUUGACCGGUCGAUUCAGGAACAGGGUACACACGACGAACUAAUUAAGAAAGGAGGAUAUUAUGCUACUAAUUGGAAUCUACAAGCGAAACCUUACAUUUAACGAUUCAGGACCAGAAAUGCAAACCUUUCGUGAGUUUGAGUCUUUCUCUCAGCGUUGAUACUCGCAUUGACCCGGGAUGAUGUGUCCAGCAAGAACGCGCGCACGGCGAAUUAUUGAGAGGGGGAUCUACAAGCGAAGGGCUUUUAUUUAACGACCCGAGACUACACAUUGUACAAUAAGCCGGACUAUUAUGUACCAUUCCUCAC